GUUUGUUGUUGUGUUGAACAGCUGAGUGUUGAAUGGGUGGUAGUAUUGGUAGUGUUGGUCGUCACUGACUGAGCGCACAGAUGCUGUUUGGCAACCAAUCAAAGCACCCAAAGACUGGUUUGACGCCUAACCAUACGUACAACACUUCGGGUGCCAUUGUGUGUGAGUGCGUCCAUACAAAGUGGUCACUGAUUUGCAUAUUUAGUGAUCAAUUGAUGUCAAUUGUGUCCAAUACUAGCAAUAAAGCCAAUGAAGAGCACACUUGACGUUAAAUAACAUUAGUCUAUACUAUAGUAGUCUAUAGUCUAUAGACCUAACUAUACAGUCAUAACUGUGUUGUUGUUGUUUUGUAUCCAUUGUUGUUGUAAUUGUGCGUCAAAUUGGUCUCAAGUGUCUAAAUAGUCUUAGUCUUAGCCAUGUCUUCACCAUCAGCUGGAAAGCGUCGGAUGGACACAGAUGUACUCAAACUCAUUGAAUCCAAGCACGAGGUGACCAUUUUGGGCGGUCUUAACGAGUUUUGCGUCAAAUUUUAUGGACCAAAAGGAACUUCAUAUGAAGGCGGAGUUUGGAAAGUUAGGGUCGAUUUACCCGAAAAAUACCCAUUCAAGUCACCAUCAAUUGGAUUUAUGAAUAAGAUAUAUCAUCCAAACAUCGAUGAAGUUUCAGGAACUGUAUGUCUGGAUGUCAUCAAUCAGGCGUGGACUGCAUUAUAUGACUUGUCGAAUAUCUUUGAAUCAUUUUUACCUCAAUUGCUGACUUACCCGAACCCAAUUGAUCCGCUCAACGGGGACGCGGCCGCCAUGUAUUUGCAUAAACCAGAAGAAUAUAAACGCAAAGUACAAGAGUACGUCAAGAAGUACGCCACAGAAGAUGCUCUGAGAGGUGAAGAAGACGAGUCUGAUAGCAGUGAGUCAACAAUGAGUGACUUCUCAGAUGACGAGACAAAAGAUAUGGAGCUCUAACAUAGGCUUAACACAGCUAUCAUCCAAUUAUUAUUGCAUUCAUUCAUGUUUUGGGAAAUCACUUAUUAUUUGGAAAUUUUCCUUUUAUUUUAGUUGCUCUUCAUUUUAUAUGUUGUAUUGCAAGACAACUAUCCAAAUGCUGAUCAAAACUUAUUGUUUUUUUUUGUUUUAAUUAAAAUUCAUCGUAACAUUAAUUAUGUAAUACACAUUCAUUAUGUAAAUUACUUUAAACAUCAUAUAAACAAUUACAUGAUUAUUAUUAUUAAAGUAGAAGUUAUUAAAAUCGGGGCUUUUUUCAACUCUUUAACUAAUGCUUUCUAUAAUGCAUUAUAUCAAACAAUUUCUAUUAUUUGUAUAACUAAUAUCAAUAUAUAUACAGUAAGAUAUAUUUAGGAUUAUAUAUUCAAAUAAUUUUUAUUUAUACU
This is a messenger RNA of Oppia nitens, 1387 nucleotides long. It is a transcript of the gene UbcE2H, whose product is annotated as ubiquitin-conjugating enzyme E2 H. Bases 417 to 962 code for a protein of 181 amino acids. Gene Ontology annotation, molecular function: ubiquitin conjugating enzyme activity. The transcript has 5 exons. Gene Ontology annotation, biological process: protein polyubiquitination; ubiquitin-dependent protein catabolic process. The record is from RefSeq and is a predicted model, not a curated record. Gene Ontology annotation, cellular component: nucleus. Lineage: Eukaryota; Metazoa; Arthropoda; Arachnida; Sarcoptiformes; Oppiidae.